ACACUCAGUCUUUAGAGCCCCGCCCACGCGGAGGCGGGGAGUCCCGAGGGCCCCGCCCACAAGGAGGCAGGGCCUGCGGCGCGCGGGAAGCGGUGCGCGCGAGGCGGCGGGAGCUGGUGGCCCAGCGGUCUGAGCGCUUCCCUGCAGCUCUCUCUCCUCCGUCUUUGGAGAACCAACGGGGGCACUCCCCACCACCCCCUGAGGAACUGUGUUUCGCUCCUUGAAGACCCCGGAGGAUGAAAGUCAUCACUUGCGAGAUCGCCUGGCACAACAAGGAACCGGUGUACAGCCUGGACUUCCAGUAUGGAGCCGCCGGGAGGAUCCACCGGCUGGCCUCCGCUGGGGUGGACACGGCUGUCAGGGUCUGGAAGGUAGAAAAAGGACCAGAUGGAAAGGCCAUCGUUGAAUUUUUAUCCAAUCUUGCUCGCCAUACCAAAGCGGUCAAUGUCGUACGUUUUUCUCCAAAUGGGGAAAUUUUAGCAUCGGGAGGGGAUGAUGCUGUCAUUCUGCUCUGGAAGGUGAAUGAUAACAAGGAGCCGGAACAGGUUGCUUUUCAGGACGAGGAUGAGGCUCAGCUGAACAAGGAGAACUGGACUGUCGUAAAAACCCUGAGGGGCCACUUAGAAGACGUGUAUGAUAUUUGCUGGGCCACUGACGGGAAUUUAAUGGCUUCUGCCUCUGUGGACAACACGGCCAUCAUGUGGGACGUUAGUAAAGGCCAGAAGAUCUCAAUUUUUAAUGAACAUAAAAGUUACGUACAAGGAGUAACCUGGGAUCCUUUGGGUCAAUAUGUUGCUACCCUGAGCUGCGACAGGAUCCUGAGGGUGUACAGCACGCAGAAGAAACGUGUGGCUUUUAACGUCUCAAAGAUGCUGUCUGGAGUGGGGGCCGAAGGAGAGGCAAGAAGUUACCGGAUGUUCCACGACGACAGCAUGAAGUCGUUCUUCCGAAGACUGAGUUUCACUCCUGAUGGAUCUUUGCUCCUCACACCAGCUGGGUGCGUGGAAUCCGGUGAAAAUGUAACGAACACGACUUACGUUUUCUCCAGGAAAAAUCUUAAAAGGCCCAUCGCCCACCUUCCGUGUCCUGCGAAGGCGACGCUCGCUGUCCGCUGCUGCCCCGUCUACUUUGAGCUCAGGCCUGCGGCAGAAGCAGGUGUGUUAAGUGACCAGGGCGGGGAGGGAAGAGAACCGGGCAUGGAGCUGGUAAGCCUGCCGUACCGCCUGGUGUUCGCCGUGGCUUCCGAGGACUCGGUGCUUCUGUACGACACCCAGCAGCUGUUCCCGUUCGGCUACGUGUCCAACAUCCAUUACCACACCCUGAGUGAUAUUUCCUGGUCCAGCGAUGGGGCCUUCCUGGCCAUCUCUUCCACGGACGGUUAUUGCUCCUUCGUGACGUUCGAGAAAGAUGAGCUUGGAAUCCCCCUGAAAGAGAAGCCGGUUCUGAGCAUGCGAACUCCUGAUACAGCGAAGAAAACCAAGGGUCAGACCCCCUCUGGGUCUUCGCCAGGACCCAGGCCGGGGGAGGGGACCCCCACCGGCAGAGUGCAGGACCCCAGCAGCCCCUCCGCCACCCCCCCACAGGCAAAACAGUCUCAGGCCCCCCCAGCGGCCAAGGACACCCCCGCGGCCGCUCUUGGUGCCAGAGGCUCCCCAGCAGGGCCUCCCAAGGAGAAGCCCCUGCAGCCCAGCGGUCAGAACGCCAAGGCCCAGCCGUCCCGGAGGGUCACCCUGAACACCCUGCAGGCCUGGAGCAAGCCCACACCCCGGAGAAUAAACUUAAUACCCUUAAAGACAGAUUCUCCACUGAACUCCAUAUCAACCCCUAUAACUUCCAGCCCUUCCACAGAGGAAAUUCAAUCAGCCUCAGAGACGCCUGCAGACCCUCAGGUCAGCCCCCCGGAGCUGAAGCGGCCCCGACUCAGUGAGCAUGGAGAAGGACCUCGAGUCAUGGACCCUCAAUGAGACCUGUCCUGUGCCUGAAGGCGGCUAGCUCUGGGGCCCCCGGGUGCCAGGGAGAGACGGGCCUGAAGGCAGCUGAGAGCAGCGCCGUCCGUCGGAAAUGGAUUUCUGUAACGGAAGAUACACAUGGACUGGUCUUCUCCAGAGAUAUGUUGCCUCUUGUAUUUAGGAUACGUUUUUCCCUCGGAGAUGUGAACAUCUUACUAGAUUAUAUUCUCUUUUUCUUGAGUUUCUGAGAUGGGAGCCCUGUAUCAUCCGUGGGGUCGCAAAGACUUGGAUACGACGGACCGCCUUUCACUUUCAAUGUUAGCUGAUGUGAAAACGAGCGACUCCUGCCUUGGAAUAUUUGUAUGAAAACGCAGACACUUGACGGUGGCCUCUCCUACAGCCGGAAUUAGCGGAGACAGUACUUUGAGGUUUAUUCCACUGGGUUUUAGUGUGUUGGAUUAUUUGAUCAACUUAGCUUCUAAAUAGUUGAUUAACUUUUGGAAGUUUGUUAUGUUUGCUUUCAGAUUUUAAAGGUAAUAAUGCUCUUUUUAGAAAGAUAGUAAACUAGAGUGAAUUAGGGGGAAAAAACAGGGUUGGAGGUGGAAAUCAUCCAUCUCACCACCAGAAGGAAACCCUUGCUACUGUUUCAGCAUAUUUCCUUUUUAAAAUCUUUUUUUUUUUUUCUGUUAUUUUUGGGAAGAGGAAGGGUUGCGAUUUUACUUUAUAUGCAGUUUGGUUAACACAUAGGUUACCUUCUUGAUUUUUCAAAGCAAAAGAAGUACCUAUCCUCGGUGGCCUGUGCUUCUGCUCACUCAGCACCUGGGCUGCUGGUGUGGUCCUUUUCCUCCUGGGGGUAAGUGGGCCUUGCGGGCUGAGAUGUGUGAUGUGCCGUCCCUGCAGCGGGCAUCACACAUUUGGAGGCUCCUCUUAGCACAAGAGACGCUGGCUACGUAACUGAGAGGUGGCGACGGGCACGGCCCCAGGCGCCAGUGCGGCUGCCUCAUGCUGAGCGGAGCUAACAGCUGCUUCCACGACGCCUGAUGCCGGCACCCCGGCAUAAUGAAGCCCCCGGGUGAGGCUGCACCAGCGCCCCCUGCCCUGUCUGAGCCAGACCAGAGGGCGAGUUCAGGACCCGUACAUCCCGCCUCUGGCAGGGAGCCCCUGAGGGUGGGAGAACGACCCUCCUCAGCUCAGGCCAGCAGCAAGCAAGAGAGUUGGAAAGAAUUUAGUUCUUUGUUGCCUCAUCCACAGCCUGUGCACGUGUGUGCACUCAGUUGUGCCCGACUCUCUGCAACCCCAUGGACUGUAGCCCCCGACAGCCUCCUCAGGCCAUGGGAUGCUCCAGGCAAGAAUACUGGAGCGGGUUGCGUGUCCUGCUCCAGGGGAUCUUCCCGAACCCGCCUCUCCUGCAUCGUCAGGCAGAUUCUUCACCGCUGAGUCACCUGGGAACCUCCGUCCACAACCCAGUUAUCAGGAAAAAGAGCCCGCCUCCCUCUCCACGGGAAAGAGGCAAAGGGGGUGAUUUACAACGUGGAGAGCUUGCAGGUGAAUCGACGCAGAGUUAUAGUAACACAGGUGUGGGUUUCGUCCAAUACGAAGACGUUUUUAGAGGUCGAAGAGCAGCUGUUUUGACCAGGGUUCCACCUUGAGGUCCCCCAAAGAGCUGUCAGACGUCGAUGGCCGGGUCCUGCGGCCUAAGUCUGGCCUUCUUGGUCUGGGGUGCUAGCUGAACCUCAGGAUUCUUGAAGGCUCCUCUGGCGAUCUGAGGCGCAGCCAGGAUUGAGAAGUCAAGAGAGGGAAGCUUCCCCUGGAGGCAGUCUCUGCCGGUUAAAUGCAUCUGCACAGAAAGCUUUCUCUUGUUUCUCUGGUCCAUCACUGAGGGACAGCAGUGCGUCUGUCCAAACCGAAAGGAUAACAAUGUGUGGGAGAUGCCAUCAGCUCUUCAGAGGAAAAAUGACCUUAAAUUUCCUGCAGCUCGGGACUUCUUGGCGGUCCGAUGGCUAAGACUCCGGUGUGCUUCCAAUGCAGGGGCAGGGCACAGGUUCGACCUCUAUUCAGGGAACUAAGAUCACAUGUGAUAGGCAGCUCAGCCAAAAAAUAAAAAUAUCCUGCAGCUGGA
Molecule: messenger RNA, 4068 nt
Organism: Bubalus bubalis (water buffalo)
Lineage: Eukaryota; Metazoa; Chordata; Mammalia; Artiodactyla; Bovidae
Gene: CHAF1B
Product: chromatin assembly factor 1 subunit B
Exons: 14
Coding region: 237-1964 (575 amino acids)
Biological process (GO): nucleosome assembly; DNA replication-dependent chromatin assembly
Cellular component (GO): CAF-1 complex; nucleus
Molecular function (GO): protein binding
Source: RefSeq, a predicted model, not a curated record